UCACCUUCACCCCUUCUUUAUGUCCACCAGCCUCCCCUCAGUCACCCCAGUAGGCCCUGAUUUCCAUUGUCCCUUAAAAUGAAUGGUGAUGCUGAAAAUAUGCUUCUUUCCUCGCUCUGGUUCCUUAUUCUUGUCAUCUUCUAUAUCCACCUGUCUAUUCUCGUACCUGUCCGAUAUUUAAGCAGGUAACUCCAGUGUUUAUGCUCGUGUGUGUUAAGUUUUCCCUUGGUAAUGGCUGGGAACACCUCUACCCAGUCCAGUUCAGGUGAUAAUGUUUACUGUGGCGGCAUUCACACACCUGAGCGUGCCCACACCUGAGCCGCUCGUAGCUGUUCACUGCGGAGAGGACGUAAAAGUGUCAGGGUUGUCACGGCACCCUUCACACUCGUCUCUCUCCUUGUCCCUUCCCUCCCGUCCCGCCCCCCCCGCUGUAGAUGCUCCAAUCUAUCAGGGCGAGGUCAGUCCGCGGAGAUGGGAUGCUGUAGGAAUUCCAGGGACCAGCAAGGCAUCUGGAAGGUCGGGGUUUCCCAGUGAUGACAUCAUUCUGUUCCCAGCGCCGCUAUCGACCCGCAGCGGCCGCCCCCCAACCCCGCGCCAGACGUCUUGGCCAGGAAGAUACCCAUCUCUCCGCAACUGCAUCCCUUCACCGCCUUCCUUGACCCUUAGACUCGGUAUUUGUGGGGCAUGUUCAUUGCAGGAUUCAGGAAAGGGUUGAGUUAAGGAGGAGGGAGGGAGGGCGCCAGGACAGAGAGUCUUGCAGGGCGGUGGGAGGCGGCGGCCGGAGCCUGCGUGCUGGGCAGUUUAGUCCACGUGAUUCCAGAGCUCCGCCUCAUAUAUACUUCCUCCCUCCAUCUGGUAGCUCAGUUUGUGUCCCGCCGCCCGCCAGCCGCCCCUAGCACAGCAGCGGGACGCGACAUCUCGUGUGAUUUGCGUCAAUGAAACAUUCAUGGCUUAGAGGAGCAGCGGUGAGUGAGAACGCGUGAGCAGCAGCAGGGACUCGAACAGUGAUUCUGGCAGUCUGCGCGAUGGUGGUGUGUCCGUGCGGCGUGAUGGUGCCCUCACCCGGGGGAGGACGAGCCCGCCGAGGCCCCAGGACGCCCAGCUGCUUCGACACCUCCGAGACAGUCACCUCCCAGCCCAAGGACAUGGAGGAGCCCGCCUCCGUGGAGAAGCUGACGGCAGCCAACAACAACGAGCAGACGGCGGGCAUCCCCCGGCCCGCCUCCAGGAACUCCAAGAACAAAGGAGUGGCGAGCAAGGGCGGCGAGGAGGCGAGGCUGGACCACUCCUCGCGGACUACCCUCGCCCUCGCCACCACGGAGUCAGGAAGGUACGUUGGCACCCGGCCCCUCAGGUCCAACCGCUCGCCUACUCCGACCCUGCACAGGAUCCCGCUCAAGAGCGCCGCUGACCAGAAACAAGCGGGCAAUGGGCGGCCCAGUAAGCACCUUCCAGCUGUGCGCACCUCCCCCGCAUCGCCCCAGGACCCUCAGGCGGCCCCGGCACACCUACGGGACAUGAACAGAGCCAAGGUGCCCCUGGCAGUGCCGAGAAAAAGCUCAUUGACUCAGAGGCUUAAUGAACUGAACGUCACUAACCAGAGAAGGCUACUGAAGCAGGAUCUCUCGCCUCAAAAGAAACAACUGCGCAGCGCCAGCCCACCGUCACCGCCCCUGGCCCACCACAACUCCCCCUUGUAUCAAAACAUUGUCCCCUCCACACCCACUACUUCCACGAGCCAAGAGGUUGUCUAUGAGAACCUCAAGCCCUACGCGAGGACCGGGGCCAAGGGGAUACUCGAGGAGGUGUCCGCGCCCACGCUUCCGGCCACCCCAGAGCCCGAGGGCACCACUGUCUGGCUGUCAGAGUCCUGGAAAUACAAUACCAUCAAGAAGGCGCCGGACUUCAACAUUUUCGAGAUAUCUGACGCUGAGUCCAGCACGAGCCGCGCCAGCACGAGUCGCGGUAGCUCCCUGUCACCAGCCCGGGGCAGGGCGAGGAACACCGCCUCCCCCGGGGCCUCAGACGCCGCCUCCAGCACUAGCCGCGGCAGCUCUUCAUCACCACGAAGGGACAAGAAGAAGCUGCAUAGUCGUCUGCCUAUGUUCAUACGGCAGAGGAAAGGGAAGGACAAGGAGGAAGACGCGACCCCCGCGCAAGUAGGGCGGCACGCCCCCCGAGGGGAUAGGAAGCGUGGCCACCACCCCCAGGGUGCCGGGAGUCCCGCCGGGGUGCAUGAGGCCAAGGCCCCGCGUGCCGGGGAAAAAGACGCCACUAAUCCUACGGAGCACAAAGGCUCAAGAGGCCCAGCAGGGAUUCCCGGAGACGUGCCCGCACACAAAGCCGCCUGUCAAUCAGAUGCCGGGGACGGCGCGUCUAGGGCGUCAAGGAGACUCUCCAAGGCUUUGUCCCACAACACCGUCAGCGAUUCCUCGGAUAACGAAGAGCGAUCAGUGAGGCGCGGCAGCCCACGAGGGCCCAGGCCGCCGCCAGGAGUCCCCACCGCCCACGGCAAGGAGGGCCUGGCCGGGGAGCUAGACGCUGCUGGCAAAUUGAUGAGAAAGGCGCCCAGCAGCACUCCCAGCGAGUCCUCAGACUACGACCCCGUCAGCCUCAGCACAGGCAGCUCCUGGCAGGACCUGACUCAAGACCUGAUCAGCGACUCCUCGGACGGCGAGGGCGGCAUCUGGCUGAGUCAGUGGGUGCAGGAGGCCCGCAGCAGAGCCAGGGCGUCCCUGGGCAGCGAGCAGGGGGUGUGGGCGGGUAUCGGGGCGGGGGCGGGGUGGCCUGGGUGGGAGCGCCGUGCAUCACCGGGCUGUUCCCGCGCGUCACCUUUAAUCUCCCCCGCCGCGUCCUUACGCUCCCUCCAGCCGGGCCGCCUCGACCACGGGGACCCGCCCCCCUCGCCCCGCCUGCCCCUCACACCCCCGGCCACACUCAGCAGGCUCAGGAAGACCCACGGGUGUCCUGGGGGCGUGACGGCAGGGUUCAGGAAGCAGGACGUGGCGGGCACCCUCAGCAGGGCGUCCCAAGCCCUCAGGGGCGAGGAGGGAGGCGUGCCGCGGCAGCCUGGCCACGCCCAGCCUGCCAAACACAACAACCACGCCCACCCCGCAACCCAUAACAACAGCAAGCCUGUUAGGCCCGUCCACCCUGCCAGCCCCGCCCACUCCAGCGCUGAUCCAGUCAGCCCUGCCCACCAAGCCAAGCACUCCAGUCCCGCCCACACCCCUGUCACCACCAAGACUGCCUUCCCCACCACCAACAUGACAAGCCCCGCCCACAGCACCAACCCAGCGACUGUCGCCCACACUUGUCACCCUAACACCCCCACCAACACCCCCAACACCGCCACCACCGCCACCACCCACGCCCCCUGCGCCACCAGUCCCGCCCACUCAGACUGGCGGGGGGCGGGGACAUCCGUGGCGGGGGCGGCGCACCACCACCACCACCACCCACAGGAUCCCAGCAGGAGCCUCCCCCAGCAGACAGGCUACGCCACGUUGCCCCGCCCCCACGCCCGCCCCGCAGCGCCUGCCCAGCCCCUGACGUCCCUCAGGCAGGAUGGCAGUGGCGCCCUUCGCCAGGAGGCGCCUCGCCCCCUACAGGCUCCGGGAGGCGCCGCGUGGAGGCCUCUGUCACAGGUCAUCGCCGCCACCCAGCCUGCCGCAGGCCAGGCCAGCUUCCUGUCCCCGCGCCGACUCCCCCGUGCUGCCGCCCCUGCCCCUCGGCCUGCUGCAGGACUCCCCGCCGCGGCGCCCCAGCCCCGCCUCCCCGGAGAGCGGCGUGGAUCUGGCCUCUGUGUGCAUCCUGUCCCUGGACGUGACGGUGGACUGCAGCCGCGAGGGUGACGCCGCGAGCACCUUCACCAUCGCCGACGUCACCGAGGUCAAGGCGACCGACGGCGACCUUCCGCAGGACAAUACCGAGGCUGCUGGCGGCCCCCGGGCAGGCCUCGCUGGGCCGAGGCCGUGAAGACAGCGCGGCGGGAGGCUGCCUGACGGCGAGCAGCAGCAGUGUGCUCUUUGACGAGAAGUAUUACGAGAAGGACGACUUUGAGCCGUGUCGCGACGGCGGCGGGGAGCAGCGCGCCACGCCCGAGAACGACCACGAUAACCUUGUGUCCUUCCUCAACCUGCAGAACCAGGGCGGCGUCCCCAAGAUGGCUGACAUCUUCCACAAUGAAGAGGAUGACUUCAUCGAGGUUGACUGCAACGUGCAGCCGAUGGAGGCGCUGAAAGCGGCCCCUGGUGUACGGCUACGGCGGCGCCCGCAGCGGCAGGCUGCUGCGAGGAGCGCCGCUGGGGGAGAAGAGGCUGUCGCGAGCCUCCAUUGCCUCAGACUACCUGGAGAUGGACCUGGUGGAGGCGCUGCUGGGCGUAGCGGGAACACCCAAGGACACCCCACACUAGCGGAAGUUGUCUUGAUCUGAAGGAGACUUACUGGGACCACUGGAUGGCGCGGCGCGAGGCGGUGGCGGGCGACCUGCUGCACAAAGGAAAGUUACAGGGGCACGGCGUCAAGCUGCCCAAGUGUGACUCCUCCAAGUUCUGUUACGACCCCGAGCUGCUCCUGGCGCAGGUGCGGUGCCCCAAAUCCCUGGAGGACGCCACCUUCAAGCAGUACUCCGCCUACGUCAAGUCGCACAUCUAUGAACACAUCGGGACGGUGCAGGAGGGCCUGAAGGAGUACGGCCUGGCGCGCCGUGCGCCUGACUUCAUGUGCAGCCAGCCCGACCUGCCUGGCCUGCGGGAGGCGGGCGUCUUUCCCCUGGACUACUCCAGCGAGCCCGAGCUGUGCACGGCAAGCCAGCCUCGCUCUCAGGGCCCGCGCCCGCCCCACGUCAGGGACAGGGACUCCUCCGUGGGACUCCGGCACUUGGUCCUACAGGCAAGGGUCUCAGGACUCCACCGCGGCGCCCCUCACCCCCCGCUCCUGCAUCCCCGCCUGUGCCCUUCCCAAGGUCUUCCUCGUCCCUGAGUCACGUGGCGGCGGUGACGGGCUGCGACCCCUGGCUCCACUUGCUGCCGGACGUGACGCCGCCCAGGGACCCCACGGCACAGUUUCUUGGGCCCUGCCGCUGCCCCAUCAGUAGUCAGCCCACGCCCCGCCUCCCCCAGUCCCUUGCGGUGCUCCGGGACCCCCCAGCCUCCUCGGACACCCGCCCGUCCCGCCAAUUCCGCCUCUCCUGCCCCAGCUGCCCCUGCCCCCCCGCCCACCCCAGGCCUCCAGACGCUCCUUCCUGCCCGGCCUGUCCAGCGUCAUGAGGGUCACCGCUAAGGAGGCAGAAUAAAGGCAAAAACAUGGAGGCCACAGAAGGAGGAGGAGGAGGAAGAGGAGGAGGAGGAGUGCCUGCGCCUUCUUCAGCGCCUCAUGUUUCAAUACAGAACCCGCAGGCUGACUAACAUCUCCGAGAAGUCUUCCUCGUCCUCCAAGUCUUCCUCCUCGUCCUCGUCGUCUUCGUCAGGCUCCAGCGUGGCGACAGUGAUUCAGGCCAUCCCGAACCCGCGAAGCAGAGGCGCCAAAUGGCUCAUGAAGCACUUCGGCGGCAAGACCAAACUGGCGGCGGUGUGAGCGGCGCGAGAGUUCAGGAUACGGUUCGAAACUUCAACACCCGGAGAUUUGAAACGGUAUCAUUGGUUCGAAAGGUUAGUGAAGUACCUAUCUGCUGAUUUUUAACGCAUUUCAUGAACCCGGAACUGAAUCUUAACUUACGUGUGACUCAGUAUUCUCAGAGGAUUCGGAGCAGCAGUGAAGCACGCGUUGGAAGCAUGAAAUAAAUGUAUCCACAGCUCAAAAGGAUCGUGAAGAAGAUGUUGGAAGGAGAAUUCAAAUGCGUUUGCGAAAAUGAAGCGUUGGAAUUAAAAAAAAAAUAAUAAAAAAAAUAAAAAAAUAAUAGCAUAAGUAUUCAAAAAAGUGUUCAGUUGUAUUUAGAAAAACGUGAUAAUGAUACCUUGCAAUCUGUAGACCCAGAGACACUGAAUCGGUGCAUAGAAAUAAAGGAAAGUGACUGCUACAGAAAACCAAUAAGGAAUCCAAGAGUAUAAACUGUUAAAACGUCGACUUGACGACCCCUUUACCACUACUGUUCUGCGAGAGUUGGAGAGGAGUCAACGGGAGGAGGAGAAAGAAGGAGCUGUUUCUGUAAUUAGUCCCGUAUAUAAUUACUAACUGGAUUUUAUAUUCUGACACUUCCCUAUAAAUUAAAUGAGGUAUAUGUUGUUAACUAUAAGAUAAUCCAUAGGCGUUUAGGAAGGCAAGGGAGAGAGAGAGAGGAAAUAAUAAUAAUAAUAAUAAUGAUAAUAAUAAUAACAAUAAUAAUCUUAGUCGUUAUGAAGUGUCGUCGGCUGUCAAACUGAUCAGUGGAGGUUGGGAUUCUAUAGCUUGUGUAAUUAAAGGGAAUCAUCAAGAAUUACUUCAUAUAUAACCUUAGAUGUUUACUGAAGGAAACCAACCCGCUUAUGUAGAUGUUAACUGAGACAAGACAUGCGCAGCUAUAGCAUCUAUGUAUGUGUGUAUGUAUGGAUGUAUGGGUGUGCGUGUGCGUGUGCGUGUGUGCGUGUGGGUGUGUGUUUUUCAAGGUGAUAACUCGAAACAACCAGGUGAUAUAAUCUUUAGUAAUAUAAUGGGCAAUGUUAACUGUUUUGAGCUUGUUAGCAGGAGAGGGAGAGGAGGAGGAGGAGGAGGAGGAGGAGGAGUAGAGUCCCCCCCCCGCACAAGAAAUAAAAUAAUAGUAAAUUCAGCAAGAUAAUUAUUACUCUCGUUUGUCUCCCUCUAGCGGGCGUGACCUUUAUUUAUUCAUUGUUAUUUUUAUGGUUAGUGAAGCUUCAUGUUUAUUGUUAUUGAUAUUAUUGUGGCUAUUUCCUUACCUGACCCUAAUCUAACUGACCUAACCUGACCUAACGUAACCUAAACUUAACCUAAUUUUGGAGUCGUGUUGUUAUUGUUAUUGAUAUUAUCGUGGUUAUCAUUCAUAUACCUUGCCUGACCCUAACCCAACCCAACUUGACCUGAUCUAUUAUCUAACCUGAAGUGAUCUUACCUAAUUUGACCUGACCCAAAAUUUAUUCAUUAUACUAAAGUACUUUUUUUUUAUAUCACCUAACCUAACCUAACCUAACCUAAACUGACUUCACCUAACUUAAUCUAAUCCAAACCGAGCCCAAUCCUAACCUGCCUUAUCAAAUCCUAACUUAACCUAACCUAACCUAACCUAACUUAACCUAACCUAACUUAACCUAACCUAACCUGACCCAGCCCAAACUUGAACUAAACCAAGCCAAACCAAACCUAAACUAACCUGACAAUGAAAAACAACAACAACAACAACAACAACAACAACAGCCACAAUAAUACCACAUUGACAAAAGAAGACAAGGCAGUAUUACCAGCUAGAGAGCAACCCUUAGAGCCCGCUAGAGUGAAACGCAGAAAAGUAUGAUAUUUCUGUUCCCAAGAGAUGCUGUCUGCUGUAUUAUUGCAGUGCUAUUGAUAAUGGUAACCCCGACGGACAGAACGAUGAUCUAAGACAGUGAUUAUAGAUCUGUAGUGUUUAUUUUCAUAUAAUAUACACCAUGCUUAAGAUAGAUGAAAGAUAGGUCAUUAGGUCGCUGUGAUUCUUUCUUCUUUCUUUUUCUGCUGUUUCCUGUUGUCUCUUUCUCUCUUCCUCUCUCUCUUUUUCGCGAGUUGUUUUUGUUAUUUUCAUAGUUUAUUGUAUUGCAGUAUUGAUGACCUUCAUAUUUCCCUCUCUCUCUCUCUCUCUCUCUCUCUCUCUCUCUCUCUCUCUCUCUCUCUCUCUCUCCUCUCUCUCUCUCUCUCUCUCUCUCUCAGUUUUAUUCGUUUCAACAUCAUUUCCUUCUUCCAUUUCAAGUUUUCUCUCUUUUCUUUUUUUCCGUAUUUCCCUACACCUCUAUUUCUCUCUUUCUAACAUUCUCUUUCUUUCUCUUUCGUAUAUACACAUAUACACCUUUUAGCACCUCUCUCUCUCUCUCUCUCUCUCUCUCUCUCUCUCUCUCUCUCUCUCUCUCUCUCUCUCUCUCUCUCUCUGUCCUAUACCUGAGAGCCUUAACAUAUCAAUAAAGAAUGAAAUAAAUUAA
This is a messenger RNA of Scylla paramamosain (green mud crab), 8099 nucleotides long. Its product is annotated as sialidase-like. Lineage: Eukaryota; Metazoa; Arthropoda; Malacostraca; Decapoda; Portunidae. The record is from RefSeq and is a predicted model, not a curated record. Bases 1026 to 3854 code for a protein of 942 amino acids. The transcript is spliced from 4 exons.